AGAAAAUGGGUUUUUGUUUGGUUAUGGGUUCAAAAGCUGGAUUGAUUUAUUAUUAAUCAAGGUCAAAGGCACCACUACAUCACUGAAUAACCUGUUUUCACGCGAAGAGACUUUUACUUGAUUUUUAUUUUAAUUUUUAUAAUCCGUGUUCAGCAAAUGAAACAGGAAACCAAGAGGAAGAAACCCAAAAACAAGCUCAAGAACAAGGAGAAGAAGAAGAAGAAGAAGAAGAACAAGACCACUUGGAUUUUCUCUUUGACCAAACAAGAAGUAGUGGUUGCCAUGUUCUCCAAGUUCUGUUUCCUUUUUCUUCUUCUUUUGCUAUUUUCUGGUGCUUUUGAAGCGAUUGCAGGAGUAAAUGACCACAAGAAUAAUGUAAAUCGCAAUAUCUCAACUCUUGCGGGAAUCGAAUUGCUUGACCACAUGACGUUCAAUGCAGUUUCUUCUUCAACAAUAAAAACAGAUUGUAGCCUCUCCAGUUCAAGGAAAGACCAACCAACAAAAUCAAUAGCUGCCCUAGAAGAGCAAGAUGACGAUGAUGAUGAACUUGAUGGUGAUGAAGGAAAAGAUUCUAAGAAGACGGUGAAACUUGAGUUAAAGCACAGGUACAGGCCGAUGAAUCAAGAAUCUACCGCAGAAGAAUCUUUUAUCGCUUCCACCACUCGGGAUUUGAGCAGAAUUCAGACUCUACACAAAAGGAUUGUUGAGAAGAAGAAUCAAAAUGUCAUUUCAAGACUAAAAAAAGACAAGGAGCAGCAAAAGAAAGUGUUGAAGCAACCUGUGGUUGCCUCAGCAGCAUCUCCGGAAUCUUAUGCAACUGGGAUUUCCGGGCAGCUCAUGGCAACCUUGGAGUCAGGUGUCAGCCUUGGCUCUGGAGAAUACUUUAUGGAUGUUUUUAUUGGUACCCCUCCUAAACACUUUUCUUUGAUUCUUGAUACUGGCAGUGAUCUUAAUUGGAUUCAAUGCGUUCCCUGUCUUGAUUGUUUUGAGCAAAAUGGGCCUUAUUAUGAUCCUAAGGACUCCACUUCUUUUAGGAAUAUAAGUUGCCAAGAUCCUCGGUGCCAUUUGGUCUCAUCACCUGAUCCUCCCCAGCCUUGCAAGGCUGAGAAUCAGGCAUGUCCUUAUUUCUAUUGGUACGGUGAUAGUUCAAAUACAACUGGUGAUUUUGCACUAGAAACCUUUACGGUUAACCUUACAUCGCCUGCUGGGAAGUCAGAAUUUAAGCAAGUAGAGAAUGUGAUGUUCGGUUGUGGUCAUUGGAAUAGGGGCCUUUUUCAUGGGGCUGCAGGCUUAUUAGGACUUGGCAGAGGGCCUCUUUCCUUUGCCUCCCAGCUUCAGUCUCUAUAUGGUCAUUCCUUUUCGUAUUGCCUUGUUGAUAGAAACAGUGACACUAAUGUUAGCAGCAAAUUGAUCUUUGGCGAGGAUAAGGACCUCUUAAGUCAUCCUGACUUGAAUUUCACUUCUUUGGUUGCUGGGAAGGAAAACCCAGUUGAUACAUUUUAUUAUGUUGAAAUAAAAUCGAUCAUGGUUGGAGGAGAGGUGCUAAACAUACCUGAGAAGACUUGGAUUGUGUCCUCUGAUGGUGCUGGUGGUACGAUUGUGGAUUCUGGUACUACACUCAGCUAUUUUGCAGAACCAGCUUACCAGAUUAUAAAGGAUGCAUUUGUGAAGAAGGUUAAAGGCUAUCCAAAGAUGAAAGAUUUCCCAGUUCUGGAUCCUUGUUAUAAUGUCUCUGGGGUUGAGAAGAUGGAGCUGCCUGAAUUUGGAAUCCUAUUUGCAGAUGGAGCAGUAUGGAAUUUCCCAGUUGAAAACUACUUUAUUCGUUUUGAACCUGAGGAAGUUGUUUGCUUGGCAAUUCUGGGGACUCCUCAAUCUGCUCUUUCCAUUAUAGGAAACUAUCAGCAGCAGAAUUUCCACAUCAUGUAUGAUACAAACAAGUCUAGGCUGGGAUAUGCACCAAUGAACUGUGCUGAUGUGUAACAUUUCUCUAGGAUUGAAAUGGUAAGGGAAGAAGCAGUACAAAUUGGUGUUUCUGGAAGGCAAUUUUUGGUUUUAUUUUCAAAAUAGUUCUAGCACACAGAAAGUUAGAUUCAUUUUUUUCCUUCCUUUUUUUUUUUUUUUGAGAUUCACCUAAUUAUACUCAUAAACAUGACAAUAAUCUAUCUCACAAAGUGUAUCAAAUCCAGUUAUAUGCACUUUUUAAUUACUAUUAUUUAAUGUUAUUCAUGAAGCUGAGCAAUAACAAGCUCAUUCUUGUUAA
Hevea brasiliensis (rubber tree) is the source of this 2260-nucleotide messenger RNA. RefSeq names its product aspartyl protease family protein 2. The record is from RefSeq and is a predicted model, not a curated record. The transcript is spliced from 2 exons. Bases 157 to 1980 code for a protein of 607 amino acids. Gene Ontology annotation, biological process: proteolysis. Gene Ontology annotation, molecular function: aspartic-type endopeptidase activity. Lineage: Eukaryota; Viridiplantae; Streptophyta; Magnoliopsida; Malpighiales; Euphorbiaceae.